This is a messenger RNA of Diaporthe citri, 732 nucleotides long. RefSeq lists its product as uncharacterized. The record is from RefSeq and is a predicted model, not a curated record. Bases 1 to 732 code for a protein of 243 amino acids. The transcript has 2 exons. Lineage: Eukaryota; Fungi; Ascomycota; Sordariomycetes; Diaporthales; Diaporthaceae.
AUGGGACACAAGAUCGAUGCACUAAGCCAUGCCUUUGAUUUCUGCAUUUCGAUAAUGGCGUUCGGUCUCUUCUUGACUGCUUACAUGGGAAAUUGUCGACAGAAACUAUGGUAUAGAGGCGGCACCGAGGGCUGGAACUCCAGCCCCAACGAGCGGAUCCACUGCGACCUACCUGGACACUGCCACGAGUUGCCCGAGCCGCUUGUCUGGUCUCAGCAACUCACCGAAGCCACGCUCGCGGUUGCCCUACUGUCUCUGAGUUUGUUCGUCACUCGCAUCGUCUUGGGAAUUUCUCGCCAGACGUCUCGAACCAUCUCAAUCAUAUACGACAGCCUUCUUGCCUUUUUCUGGUUCCGCCUCCUCUUGUCGCAGGCAUCAGGCGAUUUCUCGGACCCGCGACACCUGAGCCCUCGGCCGUGGUAUCUGAUGCGAACAUGUCCAACAGACACAGCUGCGGCGUGCUAUGUUGCUCAGGCCGGCUUUUUCAUAUCGGUCCUUGCGGCUCUUUUCUACGGCGGACGAUUUGUAGCUGCAGUUAUAGAGUUGGUAGUGGUCUGGGUCAGGGCCCAAGAGAAUGGGUAUCAACGUGGUGCCAUGAGUUCAGACCUUGUGGACGAGGAGAAUGAUCCUUGCCUGGAGGACGCCGCGGUGAGGGAGAAGGAACGGUAUCGGUAUCUUUAUGAAGAGGCUUUAAGUCCUGUGGUUGCCUUCUUUCCACAAGAUGUGAGGUAG